This is a messenger RNA of Penicillium canariense, 945 nucleotides long. RefSeq names its product transcription factor xanC (gene xanC). The transcript has 3 exons. Gene Ontology annotation, biological process: regulation of DNA-templated transcription. The record is from RefSeq and is a predicted model, not a curated record. NCBI's taxonomy places the organism in Eukaryota, Fungi, Ascomycota, Eurotiomycetes, Eurotiales, Aspergillaceae. The coding region runs from base 1 to 945 and encodes 314 amino acids. Gene Ontology annotation, molecular function: DNA-binding transcription factor activity.
AUGAAAGUGAGAAAAGGCUCUGGGGCUGUCAACAGUGACGAUGCAUCAGAUCCGAAGCAGGAUCCCCUGGAGAGGAGACGGCUUCAAAAUCGGCUGUCUCAAAGAAAUCACCGCCGCAAGAUUCGAGACCGAAUUGCGAAGCUGCAAGAACGUGUUAUCGCCAACGAGCUCCGGGCGACCGCGGCUCUCAACGGUUGGGACCAGCCCUAUUCACCUUCGCCACUAAUAACAACCCGGCAUCUGACCCAGCCGGGAGCUAGCUCUGGAAUGGGCACUUCGUACAAUUCCCAGCUAGUGGCAGAUUCCUCUUCGCCUUUUAUGCCAUCAUAUGGGUUGUCAAUGAUACCAACUUGGCCCGGUACUGGCACGACUGCGCAGCCGUCCACGCUUCUGCCCGGUGAAUCUACCUGCCUCUUCACUAGGGAAGGCUUGGCAGUUGAUGCAGCAUAUUCCUCUUCUGCCGUAACUGGCUUGAUGAAUAAUGGUACUAUACAACCAUUGCUGGGUGAUGGCGAAGAGCACGCAAAUUUCAACAUGUCAAUCGCAGGAGGUUUCCAUACUCCAGGACCACUCACCACUCACACCAACCAGCCACUAUACUAUGUUGCAACCGAAAACGCGUUACCUCAAAUCCUACAAGUCCUGAGCACCAUGUCUCCCCAGUCUAAAAUUAUUGUGCUCGUUUCGCCAGACUCAGUAUCUGCUGCUCUGGGAGACACAGUCACCACUACGACUGUGGAGAAUAAUGGCUCAGGGUUUAUUUUGCCACAGAUAGGCAACGCACAAAUUCCGACAUGCCAGUGUCAGUCUCCAAACACAUCACCUACAUUGGCAACAUCGUUCGUCCCCAGGCCAUGGACAAACCCGGCCUCCUACCAGUCCGCAUGUCCGUUGAAUAAGAUGAAUCAUACCCUUGGUGAAACCUUGUCAGCCACACGGCUUUGA